UUCCUAAACCCCUUGUGGAGCUCCAUGUGAAGCUGCUUAGAAAACUGGGGAGGUCUGUGACUGCAGACCGCUGGGAAAAAUACCUGGCCAAGGUCUGCCAGGAGUUGAACAGUACCUGGGCAUGGGAGCUGGAACAGAAGGGCUACCAGGAGAUGUCCAUGGAGUGCAAGUCAUGUAUCCUCAAAUAUCUCUGCGAGUGUCAGUUCGAUGACAACCUAAAGUUCAAGAUGGCAAUUAAUGAGGAGGACCCAGAGAAGAUGCGUCUGCAGCCCGUAGGUCGGGACCAGCAGGGCCUGAUGUACUGGCUCCAGCUGGACCAGGAGCAGAACAUCCGGCUGUACACAGAGGAGCAGGACGAUCUGGACGGAUCCACCUGGAAGUGCAUUGUCAGGACUCGUAAUGACCUGGCUGAGGCUCUGGAGCUGCUGAAGGCCCAGGUUGAACCAAAACAGAAUCAGGACCAGGACCAGAACCAGAACUUGACUGGAUCCAGGAGUGCCAGCCCUACAGAGAAAGAUUCAGGUAUUUUAGGCAAAUGAGGCAAAUGACGAUUUAUUGCUUGUCACAGAGGGCAAUUUGUGAAAAAAAUUAAUAAAUAAAAACACAUAAAGCACAAACAGUAUGACACAGAAACAUUCAUUAAUUGGCAUUGAUCUGUGCAGCGGGUGACUUGCACCUGUGCACAUUCAAGCUCCACAGGAGCAGAUUAAUGAUUGUCCACCAGAACUCUAUAGAGCCUAUAAUAAUUCAGUGAGCGUUAAAUAUGAAAAACAUCUCCUGAUGACAUAAACCAUUUCCAGUGUAGUAAACAGUGCAAUCAGCUGGUCAUGACAGUCACAAAUGCAGCAUCAGGACGGGCAUCAUGAAGGCCGAUGCUGUAGUAUAGCAGUACAAUAUGUACUGUUAGUGUCACUCUCACAUCAACAUUAUCAUUAUGAACAUCAUCAUACUACAAAACAACAUGUACCAUAACUGUUGCUAUAUCAUCAUAAUUGUCGUCAUCAUCACAGCUAAUGGACAACCAGAGCAGUUACCUCCUUCUGCUAUCAGUGUUUAAAGCAUGAAUGGAGACAGGAAUUAAUUUCUACACAAAUAUUGCUGUAAUUUAUUUAUUUAUAAGGGACCAUGUACAGUAAAAAAACAUACGUUUUACCAUUUGAUGCAGUGUACCAGAUUAUAGCUUAAACCUAAUUCGCAUCUGCAGUCCUUCAGCAGGUCAGAACAAUUUACAGCACAAUGACAUGAUAUAAAGUUGUACAAAAAAAAGAGAGAAAACAAAAGAAAAAAAAAACCCACACAAGACAAAAUACCCACAACUGCACGUUAAAAACAUAAAGUGAUGCCACGAAGAAGAUGUGAGAUAGACAACGCAACAUAUUACUACACGAAAAAUACACGCACAAUACACACAGUAGUGAAUGCUUGUCAAAUUAAAGACAAAUUUAAAAUCCGGAUUUCACGGUCAGUGAGUACAGA
Plectropomus leopardus (leopard coralgrouper) is the source of this 1476-nucleotide messenger RNA. Lineage: Eukaryota; Metazoa; Chordata; Actinopteri; Perciformes; Serranidae. The record is from RefSeq and is a predicted model, not a curated record.